Messenger RNA from Exophiala dermatitidis NIH/UT8656, 2592 nucleotides. RefSeq lists its product as uncharacterized. Bases 1 to 2592 code for a protein of 863 amino acids. The transcript is spliced from 4 exons. The record is from RefSeq and is a predicted model, not a curated record. Lineage: Eukaryota; Fungi; Ascomycota; Eurotiomycetes; Chaetothyriales; Herpotrichiellaceae.
AUGCCUUUCGCCAGUCUGAGGCGUAGAAGUACAACCGCUGAGCGGAGUGAGCCUCAAGCAGACGAACCGAACAAACCUCCUGUCAACAGAGGUCGCUCCAUUACUCUUCCUUCGAUCUCUUCUCGCAAAAGCUUCUCUUCCUUGAUUGCCUCGAGCAUGCGAGGACGGUCCACAACUCCUUCUCCACGAAAGUCAGAAGCAGAUUCUCUGGAGGGAGAAUUGUACCCUACAUAUGAUGCUUCUGACCAUGACAACGAGCCUCACAGGGCCUCUCGGCCCCCCUCAGCCGAGAAGCCCAGACGAUUCAGGCGAGCCCCAAGUCCACACCCCCUCAAAGGAUCCAAGACCUCAACGAGCUCAAGACUGCCCAAGAAGAACCGGAACAUGCUGAACAGAGCCCGCUCUCAUUCCUCGUUGACCGACUCUUCCCCAACCAAGUCCUUUCUUCAUACGCUGGCGGACGCUCUCAAGACCCCAACUGCUCUCUUUUCCAACAACUACAAACACAGGAGCAGUUUCGACACUGAUGACACCUCCGAGAACAGUCCAAUUCACAGUGGCGAGAGCAGCCCGAGGAAAUCCGUUAGGUUUAGGCCAGGAACCUCCAUCAUCGGACUUCAACCGAAAUCCGCUCCGAUAGACAUCCCAAAGACAACUCCAGCUUUGCCUCCUGUGCGGCUGGCGACCACUCCAUUGCAGCAAUGCCUCAAAGGCGAUCAGUCAGAUCUUGUACCUACAGCGCGACCGACGGAAACACCAAUCCUGAAGUCGUCGGCAACAUUCCGUCAGGCAAUUGCGACAACCGACCCAGUUGACAUAUUGAAGGAUUUCCAAGGAAACGAACGCAUUAGCGAUCCAGCCGAUAUCAUGGGUCUUCCAACUCCGUUUCCAGGGACGAUUGUUGCCAUAGACAAUCCCUUUGAAGACCCGAUCGACCUGGAUGACCCUGAAUUAAUACGCAACAUGCUUCAAGAGUACGAUGGCAGCUUCACAAGUCGGACACCACAAUCUCGACAACAUCAAGAAUCUUUCGGGGACUAUAAUGUCCCAUCACUUGAGACAUCCAAUCAAGGAGCCAGUGACUCCACUUCGGAGGACAUCAAACAGGAAUGUAACGGAAGGCUAGUUUGUCCAGAUGUUGAACCCAGGCAAACUAAACAAGCUACGUUGGCAUCGGUCACGGCUGAGGAAUCAGACCUUCACACUCGAGAUGGAACUGGUCUCGAAGAGACGCCCGCCUCCUCGGCUGCAGGUAUCAGCCAGGGAGCCGUACCAUGCCACAGCACGCAAGAACAGGGGAAGGAAAGUAAAAUAGGGGUGUUGGCUAGGACAAAUAUUCAUGAGGAAGGGACCGGUUCCCGGAGUUCAAUGAGUUCAGAGUCUGUCACUUCUACACAUGGAGGUGUCACUUGGACCGCUGAGCUUGCUUUACGAAAGCACAGACGGGAUGAAACGACGGAACUGGGAACGACCACAUCUGGAUUGCAGGAUCCGCAAAAGAUGUCUUCGGGUAUAGCCCAAUCUGCAGUAGUGAAUCCUCGCACAGAUGACCUCCUGGCGAAGAGUGAGAAGUUGUAUCCUCCAAGGGCCGAAGCUCCAUGCUUUCAUCCGGCAGAAGAGCUUGCGAAACUCUCAGAUACAGGAAUUGAGCGAUUUACUCCAUCACCCUGCUCUGUCGCCCUGCCUAUAUCCGUCCAACCAGAAUCACGCCAUGUUCCCCGCGAGUACAGCGAUCAAUUUGGCUGGUCACCUUUCGAUGACUACGAGUUCCAAUUUGCAACACUAGCAUUCAUCGACGACUCAGAAGACGAGUUCCGACAUCUCGUUUGUCAGCGCGGUGGAUUGUGGAUUUUCUGGCACUGGUGUGACCUGCCUCAAGAGACAGCACCUUCACAACGUACCAGAGGCCUGGUGAGCUGGGAAAUCGACGACAUUUUGUGCAUUGUUCGCCAGCAGAAUCGUGUACCCAGGUCGGUAUACUCUGACAUGAUAGAGGCGUUCAAAUACCGAACUCGACUUGCCUUCGUAGGGAAACAGGCGUCUUUGGGAGAAACCGUUCCCUUGCGUACAUCAAUAUCGACGCACGAAUCGGAGGACACAGAAGAGUCCUUUGAUAACGGUUCCAUGACCCAUGAACUGGAGGCUGUGGUUGAUGAUGAGGGUUAUGAAGGUUCGCUCAGUGCAAAUCAUGAUUCGGAACCAGCGUCUAGUUUGAACCAAAGUUGGGUCAAGAGAUGGUCUCCUUCGUGGUCAUCGAAGCUAGGCAUGCAGAUGGGAUAUGGAGAGACCUCAAAGCCAGGCGAGGGGCUAAAGAGUUUUAAAUAUCGACUAUGGAGUCCUUUUGGCCCUACUGUGGACGUUGCACAGGCGAACACAGCUUGCGUUGUGGACGAAAGAGCCCCGUUCAGUUAUGGUCUGUGGAAACCUCCGUCCUCCCUCAAUUCCUCGGACGGAGAUGCGACUAUGUGUCGAGGCCAACAUUUGAGCAAGAUAACCACGGAAGGAAGAUUGUCGUCCCCAGCAGGACAGCUCAGAGCGAAUUGUUCGAAACAGACUGCCGCAAAUCAUGUUCAUUCAGUCCAACUGGAGUAA